AUGUCACCAGCGUUUAGUCCCGGCGUGGCAGCGGGUUCCCCGCACUCUGGCGCCUCGAGGGGUGGCAGGCCGCGAGACUGGAAUGAUAGCCGUGGUCGCCAGCUCGUCCGCAUGUAUGUCUACACGGAGAACAAGAUGGACAUCAUGCUGGAGGCGAUCCGGGAUCGCCACUGGGCUCCGCAGAAGGAUGCGGCGAACAAGGUGUUACACAAGUGCCUGGGGAACGAUCCCCGGUGGCUUCGACCGAAGUCCAAAGCAGAGUCGAAACAGCAAAUCAAAGCACUCGAAAACAGCACCCGUCCAGUCUUUCGGCAGCCUGCCGCCGGAUCUCUUACUGCUGCUGGAGCCAUGCAACUCGACACAUCCAAUCUGGAGGGGAAUGCUCUAGCUCUGAACGUCGAUGCACCAAUGAGUGGAGUGAGCCCCAACCCAGACAAUAACCGAUGGUCAUCGUCGCCUUAUUCGCUGUCUUCUCCCAACGGAUGGCAAACAUCCUUGCAGUCUGCGACAUUCGCCUACAGUGGUCCAAUAGAGUGGCCGCAGCUGCCUCGGAGGAACUCAGCACUGUCGGAUGUGACUGUGUCCAGUAUGGCAAGCAGUUUCCUGGAACGGCUCACGGUCAAAGGCGCCUCACCGUCGGAUGCAGCCGAUCUCUGGAAACUCUCAAGGAGGUUCACGGCCCCCAGGUCCGCAACUUCCAGUCCUUCGCUGUCGUCGCCUUUACGUGCUUCUCCGCCUGGCCACCAAGCAUUCCCUAGCGCCGACAUGCCUUUGUUGCUCGAUCAAUCCAGGGCCGGCUAUGCAGUCGCGGGUGAUUUUAUCAAUAUUGGGCACGGGUUCAGCUUCGAGGGUGACAAGACCUGCGACAAAACUUCGGAAGCUCAUGACAAUGGAAACUGUUGGUGCGCAGUCUCUGAGCAGCUUUUCAAUCACUUCCAGAGUAUGCCUUCUGCACGGAUCGUUCUUGCCCCUGACGCCCAAGCUGUAUGGGCUCUGCGCGAUAUCAACACUGCCGCACGGGACGAGUUCGGCCACUCGGCGCUGCACCUGUUAGCCAGUCUUGAACAUUGCCACUCUCAGUUGCUGAGCGUUGUGGCCGAAGCAUUGACUGGCAAAGACCAGGUGUUAAGUGCCGCCAACACCGCCCGCCAGACGUUCCUGCACAUGCUUCAUCCUUCCUGGUUCUUGCCAGGAUCGCAACUGGAGAACCUGAUCCACAUCCUCAAGCAGUCGCAUUUCGACAUUCUCGGCCGGGAUGUUUUUGGGAGGAAUGUGUUCCACAUCAUGCGCGAGCACAAUGUUGAAUUUCAGCGGCUCCAAGGUUGUGCUCUGGGACUCAAUCCGAAAGUCCUGAAUGUGCGCGACGCCUUUGGACGAAUGCCUCUGCGAGCACUCCCCUCUGGACCAAGUCUCCAUGCUGCUCGAUCCAUACGCCGUGUCAUCGCUGCGCGGAGAUUGACAGCUUCAUCCUCCGAUGGCCCACCCACAAUCGAAUCAGAUUCGAGAAUCAUCGCUCAAACGAAGCUUUUGAAGAUCAUCUACGCCGCUACGGCUACGGACUCCAGCCGUGCGGACCCGACGAUGGAGGAUCUCGAGGGCCGCAAUGGCUUUCAUGCAUUGGCGGAAGUCAUCCUUGGCGUCACACCAAUGAUAGAUCAUGUGAGCAGGGGGCAGAAGCGCAAGCACGAUGAGCCCACCAUUGACCAACCGAACCCCGAGCCAAUGCCACGGAUAACGCAUUUGGAGGCGCUGAUCGACGCCAAAGUCGAUAUCAAUCAUCACAACGUUGCGGGUGACACACCACUGAUGACGUUUGUGGUGCAACUUUCCGAUGGCAAGACCAAGGCAGAGAACGUCGAAGUGCGUGGCAUUAUCAACGGCCUCGUUGGCGCCGGUGCUGAGAUGGAGAGACGCAACCGUCGAGGCGAGACGGCCCUGCUUGUCGCCGCACGCCACGGACAGAAAGUCGCAGUGGAUGCUCUGCUCAAACUUGGCGCGAAUCCCUAUGUGCGCAACUCGGAAGGGCAGAGUGCCCUCGAUGUGGUUGACAGUAUGUGGAGAGUGAGUGAGGCUGCGAUGGGCUCGUACGAGGCGUGUCGCAAGCUGCUGUGUGGAGGCCAGGCUCUGAAGUCCGAACCGAAGCAAAGCCCUAGCAUCUUCGAUGAGUGGACGUUUGGCGUUCCAACGGUUUCGACGAGUUGA
Molecule: messenger RNA, 2202 nt
Organism: Microdochium trichocladiopsis
Lineage: Eukaryota; Fungi; Ascomycota; Sordariomycetes; Xylariales; Microdochiaceae
Product: ankyrin repeat-containing domain protein
Exons: 2
Coding region: 1-2202 (733 amino acids)
Molecular function (GO): protein binding
Source: RefSeq, a predicted model, not a curated record